Messenger RNA from Porites evermanni, 536 nucleotides. The record is from the annotation of a GenBank genome assembly. Lineage: Eukaryota; Metazoa; Cnidaria; Anthozoa; Scleractinia; Poritidae.
GCAUCUAGGUAUGGGAACUCACAUUACAAAGACUUGUAGCAGCGCUUUCUAUUAUUUAUACAAUAUGCGUCAUACUAGGAAAUAUUUAUCCAGAGAAUCAACUGAAAUUAGUUCAUGCUUUUAUCAGUAAUAGAUUGGAUUAUUGUAAUAGCCUUCUGUAUGGAAUCCCGGAAUAUCAGACUAUGAAAUUGCAACGUGUUAUGAAUGCGAGUGCAAGACUUAUAUAUCGUGCGCACAAGGUCUGUCAUAUAACACCUCUACUCGCAGAAUUGCAUUGGUUACCAGUGCGCUCCAGGAUACAUUAUAAGAUACUCUUGAUAACUUUUAAAAUUUUGCGUGGCCUAUCACCUAAGUACCUUUCAGAUUUAAUUAGUAUUCAACAGCCUUCGUCCUACCAUUUGAGGCCCAGCGACAAUGGUCGUUUGUUGGAAAGACCAAGUGUGAAAACCGAGAAAACAUUGGGAGACAGAGCUUUCCAGGUAGCUGCUCCUUUCCUGUGGAAUAAGCUGCCAAGGUCCGCGCGCGAGGCAACGAAC